AAACUAGUAAAAAAAAAAAAAAAAAAAAACUUAUAGCGGGGGCUGUUUAUCUCUACUUUAGUGAGGCGUCAACUUCUACUAGAGUUGUCUUCCUCCUAUAAAGUUGUGACUAGAGACGAGGGACUUUGGUGUUCGCAUCACCCGGAGCGGACAGGAGCGGAGCGGGGUGUUUAUUUGGGCAUUUUGAAGACGCUUCAUGCUGGAGCUUGAAGGUGACUUCCUUUAGAGCCACUCACAGGGAAGAAAACAUUUUGUGGAAACCAGACUAAAAAGGCCACUUCGCCCCCUUACAUCAUACUGGAAGCUGCAUGAUCGUAACAUGGCUCAAAAAUCCCACUUCCCAUGGACACUCCUUGCAGUUUGCUGUCUGACCAAUGCAGGGCCUAUGUCUCGCAGCCCAUGUGAGCUGCUGCCAGUUGGGACAGGACACCCGGUGCAGGCCAUCACAAAAAACUACACCAUUAUGUCAGGGUGUGCAAGCAGAGGCACUGCCACCCUGCCUCAGGAGGUGCACGUCAUCAACCUGAGAGGACAUGCUCCAGAAAGUCCAGACAACACGCCAGUGAAAGUUGAGCUGCAUCUGAAGCCCAUCCAGUCCAUGCUGCACCACCAGAAGCCUCUGGUCUUUUUGCUGAAUUCCCCCCAACCGCUGAUCUGGAAUGUCAAGGCAGAGAACCUGGAGCUGCACAUUAGACAUACCUUUCAUGUAUCACAGGGCUCAGAGGUCCACUUUCAGCAGAGAAACUCCUCACUGUUCACCCAGGUCCAGGAGAACCUUCCUCGCGGCAACGGGCACCUCCUCAAAUAUGCCCAGGAAAAGUACGGGGCAGUUACUUCAUUCUCUGAGCUCAGAAUGACUCGAGCCAUCUACAUCAAAGUUGGAGAAGAUCUGGGGCUUUCUGACACCUGUGAGAUCGACUCUUCAUUUCUGUCACUGAAAUACCUGGGCAGCUACGAGGAGCCACAAGCAUCCAGAGGUUGUGUUCUGUCUGCACCCGAGAAAAACAGAGAAGUCCACAUUAUUGAGCUUCAAUCCCCAGACUCAAGCAGUUCUUACCAGGUUGAAGUGUUUGUGGAUAUAAAGCCUCUGAAAGAAAGCAGCCUGGUGGUUAGUGACGUCGUCUUGCUGCUCAAAUGCGAAAAGUCGGUCAACUGGGUUGUCAAAACCCACAGUGUGAAUGGGAAGCUGUAUGUGGUGGCUUCUGACACAAUGAGCGUGAACUCUCACAUGAGUGUGUCACAGUACCCCAGACAGAGCUUGCCUUCAGGGCCGCAAGCAUUGAUCAGUUGGGCACAGGAACAUGGCUACAGUCCAGUAACGUCUUACACCAACACACCAGUGGCAACCCAAUUCAACAUCCGACUGAGAGAGCCAGAUGCGGUGGCUCGUCCAGAUGGCGUCCCCUUUCUCCCCCAGUUCAAUUCUGGUCCUCGGCUAAAUAACGGACCUGCAUCACGGCUCUCCGGUCAGCCCUUUUCAUUCCCUCACCCCUUGCCUGGUGGCUUCCCAAUCUUUCCUCCUGAUCUUGAGGAGCGUAACGUUCUUGACAUUGGUGUCCAUGUGAAGUGUGAGGACAAGAGGAUGGUGGUCAGUGUUGACAAAGAAAGCCUGAAAGCGAAUGGGUUCACCAACGCCAGCCUUACACUACAAGACCCAGAAUGCAAAGCAGUGGUUAAUGCCACCCAUUACAUGCUGGAGACUCCUCUGACUGGGUGUAAGACCACCCUGCUUCCUAUGUCUGAUAAUGUGAAGGUCCUCCAUAUAAACAAUGUGAUAAUAAAUCCUGUUCAGGCCGGAGGCGGUGGUCUGGUGGACGAGGAUCAGGAAUUCAAACAUGGGCCAUUCACAAGUGGCCCAGUGGAGUACGAUAGGAUAUUAGCAGAACAAAAACAGCCAACAUCUUUCAUAGAGUUCAACUGCACAUACAGGAAGGAUGAAAGGAUUUCAACAUCUACUCAUAAGAAGCCAACCAGGCCACUGGCCAAUGACGUGACCUUUGACAUGGAGCUCUAUGACACACUGCCAUUCAACACUCCUUCACGCCAGGCCUUCUACACAGUUUCCAAGCAUAAAGAAGUGUUUGUAUCGGUCACAUCAACCACAUCCAACCCAGACGUUGGGUUCACCAUCACAUCGUGCUUCAUUUCUCCCGAUUCCAACUCCAAAGUGUCCUCCAGCUACAUGCUCAUUGAGACAAUUUGCCCCAAGGACGACUCUGUUAGCUACAUCUAUCAGGGCGACGUCUCUCCUUCUUCUGCAACGACGGACAAUAAAACUUUCAGUUUCACCUUCGACUCCAAGUUAAAUUCAGAAUUUCUAUUCUUGCACUGUGAGGUGUCGGUGUGCUCAAAGAGGAAUCAGAGGAAUCAAGAGCUACCCCAGUGUUUGACCUGCGACUCAGUUUCUCCUGAUUCAAUCGUGCAGUUGAUGUUGAACAUCAAGGUGUUGACCAAGAAGCUGAUUGUGCUCGGAGAUUAUAAAACCGCUCCAAAACCACACGGACCCCCUAAUGAAGAAACGCUGUAUAUGCUGGAUACACCGACAGUAAUGGGGAUCGCCUUUGCAGCCUUUAUGAUUGGAGUUCUACUGACUGGCGCCCUUUGGUUUAUCUACUCACACACAAGAAAACAGACCAAUAUCCCAAAAUGAUCCUUCUCUGGGCAGUUUCUACGCCAGGCGGGACAGCUGGUAGACAGCCGGUCCAGAGGCCCCAGCCUGUAUCAGAACACAGCAGUGCAGCCCCCAGCAUCGGCAGCACGCAGAGCACGCCGUGCUCCAGCAGCAGCACGGCGUAGCCCAGGGAGCCGCUCGACGGGACACUCGCAGCCUUGCUGCAGCACGACGACGAGCCAACACACUCCAGUUGGUUUGUUGACAUCUCAAAGUUCAACUUAGGAAACAAAAGGUCCCAGUGGUGCUCUAACUGGGAACGGGCCACUGGACUGUCCACAUGUCAUUGCUGAGUGAUGCUUUGGUUUACCUUCUUAAUUUGUCUGAAAGAAAAAUACAAGAAACAAAUGAAAGUUUAUAUUAGACAUGUUUCCAUUUCAAAUCCAAAUGCAGUUUUUUUUAACCACAGCUCUGCCUUUGUUUUGGCCUUAAAUGGCCUGAUGUGUUUGUACUGAGCAGGCUUACUCCCAAGCCUGCAGCAGUUAGGAGGUGAUGUGUUGAUGGCUGGACCGUAACACAUUACUUAAGGACGUGCAUCCCUGAAGGUAGCGGAAAGCACAAACAACCACUAUUGAAAUGCAGACAGAUGUGCAGUAUGAACGCAAGUCAUCAUCGUGACGAAGAGAACCAGUGGAUUAUGAAACUGGUGUUGAAUGUAGAACAGAAGAUAAAACACCAACAGAUGUGAACAGAAAAUGUGAAAAAAAACAA
Molecule: messenger RNA, 3382 nt
Organism: Nothobranchius furzeri (turquoise killifish)
Lineage: Eukaryota; Metazoa; Chordata; Actinopteri; Cyprinodontiformes; Nothobranchiidae
Gene: tgfbr3
Product: transforming growth factor, beta receptor III
Biological process (GO): regulation of transforming growth factor beta receptor signaling pathway; transforming growth factor beta receptor signaling pathway; cell migration
Cellular component (GO): cell surface
Molecular function (GO): type II transforming growth factor beta receptor binding; glycosaminoglycan binding; transforming growth factor beta binding
Source: RefSeq, a predicted model, not a curated record